Messenger RNA from Chlamydomonas reinhardtii, 1083 nucleotides. RefSeq lists its product as uncharacterized. The transcript has 5 exons. The coding region runs from base 51 to 764 and encodes 237 amino acids. Lineage: Eukaryota; Viridiplantae; Chlorophyta; Chlorophyceae; Chlamydomonadales; Chlamydomonadaceae. The record is from RefSeq and is a predicted model, not a curated record.
AUACACUAACGCGACGUCUGUGAUAAGCCUUUACAGCGAGCUUGAGCGAAAUGCACUCCGCGACGCAGCAGCAGCACGGCCGCGGCGGCGGCGAGCAGCAGCAGUCGCCGUCGGUGCUGCCCGCCGACAUGCCGCCGGUGCCGACCAGCAUGACAGCCAAGCGGCCCGACCUCUUUGGUGCGCCCGACCCGCACCAGCCCGCCGCCUCCGCGCCGCCCCGCCCCUCCGCGCCCCGCCCCUCCGCGCCCUGCCCCUCCGCACACGACGACCUCUCGCCAGCCGGCGACGCCGCCGCGGCGGCAGCGGAGGCGGCGGCGGCGGCGGCGCAGCAGCAGCAGGGCAGCGGCGGCGGCGGCGGCGGGAUGGUGGCGGGGUCCAGGCCGGGUGCUACUGCCGCUACUGCCGCUACUGCUACUGCGGCUCCUGCUACUGCCGCUACUGCCAAGGGCGCCCCGCCGGAGAACGGCCUCGACGCCAUCAUUGGUGACACGCAGCAGUGGGCGCUGCACGCGGCCACACUGCAGAAGUUCCAGUCGGUGGAGGAGGAGCACCUCAGCUGCGAGGAAGCAGAGGUGAUUGAGCCGCUGCGUGCCGUCAUGAGCCAAGGCGAGAUGGCGAAGCUGGGCCGGCAGUGGUCCUCAGCCUGGGCCAACGCGCCCACACACCCGCACCCGCGCGGCCCCAGUGCCGCCCCUGGUGCAGCCCUGCUGCACCCACUGGUGGGGGUGGUGGACCGGCUGCGGGACGCAGUGGUGGAGCGGUGAGGAAGGAAGGACUGAGGACUGAGUGGUGAGUGAGGAAGGACUGCUGAGGACUGACUGGAGUGGUGAGGAAGGAUUGAUGAGGACUGACUUGAGCAAUGAGGAAGGGCUAAGGACUGAGGACGGAUGGGGAGCUUCUGCCUGGUGGUUGUGUUGGUGGCUGGUGGUUGUGUUGGGUAGUGGAUGGAUAUGCAUAGCGGAAAGAGGCUGAAAGCUAGCAGCAAUCAGCAGCCAACAGUAGUGGCCAGAAGCUGUUGCUGUUACUGCUGCAGCUUCCCAAGCUCCACACAUGCAACGAACAGCCUGAUACUUUCAAAUUAGC